Adineta steineri is the source of this 219-nucleotide messenger RNA. The record is from the annotation of a GenBank genome assembly. Lineage: Eukaryota; Metazoa; Rotifera; Eurotatoria; Adinetida; Adinetidae.
AUGGAAAGUCAUGAAGUUAUUAUUAAAUCGAUUGAAUAUCCUCCACUUCUUAUCGAUUCAUUCGGACAAUAUGAUCAAUGGAUGGAAAAAUAUUAUAAUCUUCAAAAAAUUCAUUUUGAUGAUCAUCAUCGUUUUUAUUUUCAUAUAAUUUGUGAUUCACUUGACAAAGUUUCAUCAUCAAAUUUAUUUAAUCAAGAUGACCAUUUACAUCAUUUAUAA